AUGGCGUUCCGGCUCCUCAGCGGCGAAGCCGUGGCCUGUGAGGGCCAGCUUGGGCCACUGGGUGACGUGGUGCCGGUGGCGGAAGCUCGCGAUGUCGUGGCACAGCAGCUGGAUGUGGAGCGGGAAAGGGUUCGCCUUGUCUGCUCGACGCAUGCAGAGCUCCAGGAUGGAGAUACCCUGGUGCUGGCAGACAGCUGCGCCACGGUGCAGCUUUUGCCGGAUCCCUUGGAGGCCGAGCUCGCCUCAGCGCUGGGCCUGGAGCACUUCGAGGAUGCACUGGAGUUGGAGAGCCUCCAGAUCCGCGGCACUACGCUGACUGACCUACCGAGAGGCAUCGAGAAGUUGCAGAAGCUAAAGCAAGUGCUUCUGAGCUCGAACAAGUUGGAGGGAGCUUUGCAGGAUUUGCGUGUGGAUGCGAAUCUGCUUCUGUCGCUUCCGAGCAGCAUUGGCAAUCUACAGGGCCUCCUGGAGCUUCAUCUAGGGGACAACCGCCUCCGCGAGCUGCCGACUGGCCUCGGUCGACUCGCGCAGUUGCAGACGUUGAACUUACUGAACAACGAGCUGACUCGGCUUCCGGACACCAUCGGAGAGCUGGGCUCCCUGCGAAAGCUGCAGUUGGGUGGAAAUCGGCUGCGCAUGCUGCCGGAAAGCAUAGGGCAGCUUCUGCACUUGCAGGAGCUCUACUUGGCGAACAAUGGGCUCCAAGAGUUGCCCCGCGGAUUCUGCGAGCUAGCUGAGCUUGAGACGGUGCACCUGGGGUCAAACCAGCUAAACGAACUGCCGGAGAACUUGGGCAGGUUGCAGGCGUUGAAGGAGCUACAUAUAGGCAGCAACACGCUCACCCACUUGCCGGACAGCAUAGGUGAUCUGCAACUACUGCAGCAGCUUUUCCUGGGCAGCAACCACCUGGAGGUUUUGCCGGAGACAUUUGCCUUGGCUGGUUUGCAGAAGUUGCAUCUGCGCCAGAACCUCCUCCAAAGUCUGGCGGAGAGUUUCGGGGAGCUCCGGAGCUUGAAAAAGCUGUUCUUGGACUCCAACAAGAUUCAGGAGUUGCCUGUCAGCUUCGGCCAGCUGUCUGCGCUGGAG
Molecule: messenger RNA, 1086 nt
Organism: Symbiodinium sp. CCMP2456
Lineage: Eukaryota; Dinophyceae; Suessiales; Symbiodiniaceae
Source: the annotation of a GenBank genome assembly